Messenger RNA from Adineta steineri, 228 nucleotides. The record is from the annotation of a GenBank genome assembly. Lineage: Eukaryota; Metazoa; Rotifera; Eurotatoria; Adinetida; Adinetidae.
AUGUAUCCUGAAGCAGGAGAUGAUCAAAUGUAUGGAACAACAAAAGAUGAACCAUGGCCAAAAUGUUCACCUGCAUCAUUACGUGAUCAAGCAACAAUUUUAAUUCGACGAACAAUUCAUUGGAAACAACGUUCAUCACUUCCAGUACCACAACAUAUUCAAUAUAUUAUUGAUGAUUUUCCAUCUGGACUUAAACCACUUUUACAUUUUCAUUUUCAUAAAAAGUAA